Pectinophora gossypiella (pink bollworm) is the source of this 3730-nucleotide messenger RNA. Its product is annotated as facilitated trehalose transporter Tret1-like. The transcript is spliced from 4 exons. Gene Ontology annotation, biological process: transmembrane transport. Bases 307 to 1725 code for a protein of 472 amino acids. NCBI's taxonomy places the organism in Eukaryota, Metazoa, Arthropoda, Insecta, Lepidoptera, Gelechiidae. Gene Ontology annotation, cellular component: membrane. Gene Ontology annotation, molecular function: transmembrane transporter activity. The record is from RefSeq and is a predicted model, not a curated record.
GGUGACUGUAGGAACAGACGCAAGCUGCCGUCGCGCCGCUGCGGCCGCCUACUGUCAGUGUCACUUGUGACAGCUGAAGCCGACCGCCGCCGCCGACGGGAAUAUUGUCUGCACGCUCAGCUAACCUCUACCCAUUCACGCUUACGACGAAUCGCGGUCAACACGUGGCUUCCUAAUAUUAGAGCGCCUGAACAAACGCUUGUUUUCCGUACAUUGCACGCCCGGUACUGUGUAACGCCCACAUGAACUGAAAUUGCCAUCACAGAGCAUAAAUGUUUAUUUCAAAAGUCCGUGUGAAUACCAGCAAUGAGCAUCAGCCGCAACUGGAGAGAAUAUGUAGCAGCACUCAGUGCGACUCUGAUCACGGCGGCGGCGGGGACCACCGUAGGCUGGACGUCACCAACGCUACCAAUACUCCUAGCUCCAGACUCGCCUAUACAGACCACUGCCGACCAGAGCUCAUGGAUAGUCUCGCUCAUGAUACUAUGCUCGGCCGUCAGCCCCAUCCCCGCGUCAUACCUCGCCGACAGAAUCGGUACAAAGAAGACCUUACUCCUGGCAGCUGUUCCAUACAUUAUCGGCUGGAUCCUGGUUAUGCUAGCAGGCAACGUGCCAACCAUCUACGUGUCAAGACUCAUCUCAGGCCUGGGCUACGGCAUCGCUUACACCACCGCGCCCAUGUACUUAGGGGAGAUAGCUUCGGAUGAGUGCAGAGGUGCCAUGGCAACGCUCAUUACUGUUAUGUCCAAGUUUGGGAUCCUGUCACAGUACUGCAUCGGACCAUAUGUAUCCAUGCUGGCUUUGGCAAGCUUCAACAUCACAAUACCGAUUCUAUUCGUGGUAACAUUCACUACCAUGCCGGAGUCUCCAUACUACUUCCUCAAGUCGGGACAACCCGACCAAGCAGAGAGGUCAUUGAAGAGGUUACGAGGCAAAGGUUACGUGAGAGAGGAAUUGGACAGCAUGACCCAUUUAGUCAACGAGAAUAUGAAAGAAAACGGCAACUGGAAAGAUUUGAUCACCGUCGGCGGAAACAAGAAGGGUCUCAUAAUCCUCAUGGGGAUAUAUUUCACUCAGCAAUUCUGUGGCAGCACGGCGAUCAUAUCAUACGCGCAGCAGAUAUUUGGAGCAGCUGACGGUGGCAUGGGCGCUGAAGAAUCCUGCAUCCUCCUCGGAUCCGUGCAGCUGAUGACCUCGGCAAUAUCUUCGCAGUUAGUCGACAGACUCGGAAGAAAGCCGCUGCUCCUCAUAUCUUCCUGCGGCGUUGCCUUAGCCAACAUUAUUAUAGGGGCAUACUUCUUCAUGAAGCAUGAAAGCGAUGAGUACAUCGUCAGUGUCAGAUUCAUUCCUAUUGUUGUGAUUCCUAUAUUUAUAUUUUCAUACACGAUAGGUUUGGCCACAGUGCCUUUCGCUAUUACAUCUGAGAUCUUCCCGACGCACAUAAAAUCUAAAGCCACGUGCGUUAUACAGAUAUCCGUGGCUUUGAUGACAUUUGCUGUUACUAAGUUGUACCAAGUGGUAGCUGACAGUUUAGGGAACUAUACAGCAUUUUGGUGUUUUGGGGGACUGUCCGUUGCGGGUGUCGUGUUUAUACUGGUAAUGCUGCCAGAAACGAAAGGACAAUCGUUUGCGGCGAUACAGGAGAAAUUGUAUAGGAGUGAGAGAGAAGUUGUAUAUGAGAAACGAGAUGAUCACAACGGGGCAGCGGUUAGAAUUAAUAUUUGAAAUGCCUAGUAUUAUAGGAUCUCGGCAGAUUGUUUACUUAAGUAUUUAAACAAAUAAAACGUUUCCGCUUAAUGGUAGAAUGCAGAGCUUCAGUAGCUCUAUUUAUAAACACUACUGUAUCAAUGCAUAAACAUAGGAAGCACUUAAAGUUACCGUCCUCCUCAAGUUCGAGACAUUUCUGUGAUCUACGAUACAUUUAUAGUAACACGGUAGGUACUUAAUUUUACAGCAAUGCAUGUUAAUUAUAAUAUCCUGCCGGCGUUUGAAACCCUCUUCGUCAUCAAUACUAAACGUUUUCUAAACAAUUAUUAUAUUGUAAUUAUUUACUUCAAUACUAUAAUAAUAUUUACUAUAAAACAAUAAUAUUGCUUUGAAACGGCUUCCAAUUUGGUAUAUAUAAUCAUUUGUAAUAAUUUACUAAUAAAACACGUAUCAACAGGUUAGACCAAAAAUUUCGAAAUCAUGCAGCUGGUGGGGUCCAAUUAUUAUUUAUUAUUACGAUUACCUACAAUAGGUACAAUAGUUAACACUAUAUCGAAUAAUUAUUAGAAAUAAUAUACGUGAUAAUACCAGUGAUACUAAGGGGCCUAGUAAAAUAUGUAAAUCCCUGAAUAUUUUGUAUUAUUUUUUUAAUCUAUUACUUAUAAUGACAAGUUACAUUGUAAGUCCAAAUAUUACCAUCCAUGAAAUGAUAAUUUAAUAUUUACAUCUCGAUUGUGCCUUAAUUAUAACUUAUUAUGUAAUAUACUUAAAUAUGAUGAACAGUUUAAGUACAAUAGUAGAAUUAAGUCUACAUGAAUGUUAUGCAAAAGCUGCAACAAUAACUUACAAUAAGUAAUUUUUAACAUCUUGUUUAAAAAUACAAUACGAAUAUUUUAUUUUUAGUGUUUUAUAUUAAUAUAGGUAGUAUUUUAACCAAUAUGCAGCAUCAUUUGUAGUAUUUAUAUAUAUAAUUAUAUCCUGUUAAAUUAUAUGAAUUUGAAUUUAGCUUUUUAUCUAAGGAAAGGAAUAAGAAAUGUAUAUAAUAAAAAACUAAUGAGGCGUGUUAGCAAAAAACGGUUGUGAUAAAAAAUUACCAGGCUUUUUGUUGUUUCGUUUCGAUUGCUAUUUGUAUGUAUCCUGAUACAUACAAAUAGCAAUAGCAAAAAUUAUAUACAAUUUGAUCAAGAGCCUGCUCUUGAUCAAAUUGUAUAUAAUAUAAUAUAUAAACAUGUAUGUAUUAAUUGUUUCGACCAUCAUAAAACGCGGCAUCAAAAACGGCUUGCUAGGAUGGUUCACUAAGCUUUCUUAUAUAUUUACUGUGAAGUUGGUCUAAGAGAAAGCUUGGUGAGGCGUGGGUGCUUAGUUCAUAGUCCAACUAUUCCAAUUAGGAAUAUAAUCGUGAACUACUGAAUAUUAUGUUAAAUACAGAUUAUCACAAUACCACAACUUCUUCAGAAUCUCUAAAUAUAUAAGUAUUUUGUUACCAAACUAUUUUACUUACUAAAAGCUACUGUAAAAAUAUAUUUCAAUUAAUUUUAUAACAUUUUAAAUAUGUCUAUAUUUAUAUUAUUAUUGUGAUGAGUAACAUUCCGUUCAAAUUGUUUUUGAAAGUUUGUAAGGUUUAUUAAUCUUCCGUAUCCGAUGGUUUCUAAUUUUACUUAAAAUUGACGUCUUCGUAUAUCGUUCCUAUGAGUAGAUCGAAAAAGUUCUUGAACAUAAUUAUUUCUUCAAGUACAUUUUAAUAUCAAUAUACUCUUUCCACUGUCUCUUUUUCACUUCGACGACGAUUAUAGGUGAUUUGAAACCCUAAUGUGGUAUUUUUGAUUCAUAAACAAAAUUCCAAGAAUGAACUCUAAGUACAUAAAAUACCACGUGGACGAGUAUUCUCGGUAAUACCCUUUCACAAAAUGCGCAUUCAAAGUAACACAACUUAAAAUGUAUUGUGCCAAUAUUGAAAUACGAUUUUAACUUCAUUUUGUUUUAAAUCAUUAACAAUUGUUUCAAAUAAAAUGCUAUUGAGUUA